Culex pipiens pallens (northern house mosquito) is the source of this 645-nucleotide messenger RNA. Its product is annotated as histone H2B-like. Gene Ontology annotation, molecular function: structural constituent of chromatin; DNA binding; protein heterodimerization activity. Gene Ontology annotation, cellular component: nucleosome. The coding region runs from base 121 to 552 and encodes 143 amino acids. The transcript has a single exon. The record is from RefSeq and is a predicted model, not a curated record. NCBI's taxonomy places the organism in Eukaryota, Metazoa, Arthropoda, Insecta, Diptera, Culicidae.
CAAAAGGGGCGGAGCAUGCGUUGACGCGUUGCGCGAACAAAACCAAGUUGACGUUCCAUUUUUCACCAUUUCCAUCGUAUCCUUUGAAGGAGACACAUCGCUGAGCCAGUUUCUGAGAAGAUGCCACCGAAGUCAGCUGCGGUCAAGACGGUCGCGGCCUCGCCUACGGGAGCUGUUGCUGCUGCGGUGAAGAAGGCCGGUGCCGGACGUUCCAAGAAGAACAUAGCCAAAAGCAGUGGACUCGAGAAGCCGAAGAAGAGAAAGUCUCGGAAGGAGAGUUAUGCAAUCUACAUCUACAAGGUGCUGAAGCAGGUCCACCCGGACACCGGAAUUUCGUCCAAGGCCAUGAGCAUCAUGAACAGUUUCGUGAACGACGUCUUCGAGCGGAUUUCCGCUGAGGCAUCCCGGCUGGUCCACUACAACAAGCGGCAGACCGUGACAUCCCGCGAGAUCCAGACCGCGGUCCGCCUGCUGCUGCCCGGGGAGCUGGCCAAGCAUGCCGUAUCGGAAGGAACGAAAGCGGUGACCAAGUACACGAGCUCGCGAGAGUAGACGGGAGAAAACAAAAACCGGCCCUUUUCAGGGCCACCAAAAAUCUCACGAAAGAGUUUUUCUUAUCAAAAUCAAUUAUACGACAGUUACAUG